GUUUGCUUUGUGAUAGCCAGUCUCUCUCCAGCCCAACACAAGGCGGCUGCCCUUCGGGUUUUCCUAGACCUAACCCCUUUACAUCCUUCAGAUCGACAGAGGACAGGACCCGGAGACAGCAGUGACUAUGGCCUGGCCCCUGCUAGGGGCUUUCCUCUGUGGGCACUUGCUGAACUUCGUGUGCCUGAGCGGGCUAGCUGUGCAGGUGACUGUGCCCACUGAGCCACUAAGCAUGCCCAUGGGCAAGACGGCCGAGCUGAGCUGCAGUUACAGCACGUCGGUGGGUGACAACUUUGCCUUGGAGUGGAGCUUUGUGCAGCCUGGGAAGACCAUCUCUGCAUCUGUGCCAAUUCUGUACUUCACCAAUGGCCACCUGUAUCCCACUGGCUCUAAAGCAGACCGGGCCAGCCUUCUCCACAACCCACCUACAGGAGGACUGGCUACCCUGAAACUGACUGACCUCCGCCCCUCAGACACUGGAACCUACCUCUGUAACGUUAACAACCCACCAGAUUUCUACACCAAUGGGUUGGGGUUAAUCAACCUUACUGUGCUGGUGGCCCCCAGUCACCCCUUAUGCAGCCAGAGUGGGCAAACCUCCGUGGGAGGUUCUGCUGCACUGAGAUGCAGCUCCUCCGAGGGAGCACCCAAGCCAGUGUACAACUGGGUCCAUCUUGGAUCUUCUCCAACACCUCCUCCUGGUAGCAUGGUUCAAGAUGAAGUGUCUGGCCAGCUCAUUCUCACCAAUCUCUCCCUGACCUCCUCUGGCACCUACAGAUGUGUGGCCAGCAACCAGAUGGGCAGUGCCUCCUGCGAGCUGAACCUCUCUGUGACUGACUCAUCUGAAGGCCGAGUGGCUGGGACUCUGAUUGGGGUGCUGCUGGGUGUGCUGCUCCUGUCAGUCGCUGCAUUCUGCCUGAUCAGGUUCCAGAAAGAGAGAAAAAAAGAGCCCAAGGAGACAUAUGGGGGAAGUGACCUUCGGGAGGAUGCCACCGCCCCUGGGGUUUUGGAGCAAGCUUUUGUGAGAGCUGAUUCUAGCAAAGGGCUCCUGGAGACAUCCCCACCCACCAGCACUGUGACCACCACCAAGUCCAAACUCUCUAUGGUUGUAUGACUUCUGAUCGCUGAGGGUGGUGAGGGAAGAAUAUUGAUAAUGAAAGUCCCGUGCUACCUCGGUCUCCUUUCUUUCUUCUUCUUCUUUUUUU
Arvicanthis niloticus (Nile rat) is the source of this 1205-nucleotide messenger RNA. The record is from RefSeq and is a predicted model, not a curated record. NCBI's taxonomy places the organism in Eukaryota, Metazoa, Chordata, Mammalia, Rodentia, Muridae.